AUGUGGCUCUUUCGAGUCUUCUCGUCGGCCGUCUUCCUCGCCGUCACGGUCUCUUCUAUCCCCUUGGCCUUUGACGUGGGCGGGAAGACAUGUGGUCUGGCCUUCUCCCUAUCUCUCGCAACAUUUUACUUCCUCUUCUCACUAUUGCGCCUCGCUACCCCUAAGCGCUCCUGGUUCCGAUCAUCGCUUGUUGCCAUCGUCCGCUCGACACAAUGGAUUAUAAUUCCGAUAUUGUUGAUCUGGUCCCUUAAUCGGUUCUCGGUUGACCCGGAGAAUAGUAGCGGGUGGGUGGAGCGCACCUUCAGCGGGAACCGAGCGCAGGAUAGCUCCAUUCAGGAAUGGCUGUUCGGUCGGGAUGGUUUGGUCGAAACUGCGACCCUGGGCAACUGGGACCGGCUUCUGCGCUGGUCUACCCCUGUCUUCCAGCUAGCAGAGGGUUUCUGUAGCCUCUUGGUGAUUCAGGCCGCUGGCCAAAUCACCCGGUGGCUUGUGAACCGAGGCGGACGCAGCGAUAGCUGGAUGAUCGGUCUCCUCGUCCUAUCAGCUACCGUCAUCUCUAGCUCCGUCUACUUCCUUUGGCGCGUUCUUCAGUUCCCGGAAAUUUCCAAUGUGGAUGCGGCCCUGAUCGGCGUUUCGAUUACUUGCGCAGUCAUCCUAUGUGCCUGGGGCAUUGGUAGUGGGCGUGGAAACCCAGUGGAGAGCUCGCUGCUGUUCGCCUACAUCGUUCUCUGCAUUUACCAGAUCUUUACCGACUACCAGCCGUCGUACCCAGUCGAGCAGAUUCCGUCUCCCUCACAAGCAGGCGAAUUUCCCCCGCUCCCGCCCAUCUUUAUGGCUUCAUACACCACUCUCAUGCACGCCUUGUCUCUCCUACCCUCAAUCAUCCACGCGGGCUUCAACGUCAUCACGGCUGUCUUCAGUGCGGUCACGCCAUCAGUUCUGAUCUCGCUCGCCUACCGACUCCUUGUCCUGUAUGCAUCAACGCGAAUUAUCCCAGCAGUGCGUGAAUCCGGAGCCCGCGCUCUCUCACAGGAGGCUUCUCUUGAAGAUUCUGAUGCCGCUGGUCAAGUCCUGGCUUUCCUGAGCUACUUCUCGCCGUCGAUACUCAUUGCUGUCUACACCAGUCUCCUAAUGCAGCACUUCUCGUCCACCUCACAAGCAAUGGGAGGCGUCGGCGAGUGGUGGAGCACUCAAGGUGCUGGCGGAAGCAAUCUCUGGCGAUGGAUCAACCUAGCGUGCACUACCGCAUUGUACGCAGUUGAGCUUUGGCUUGGGGAGCACAACGACCUUGACAAUGGACUGACUGGCCAUUGGAAAACCGACUGA
Penicillium odoratum is the source of this 1326-nucleotide messenger RNA. RefSeq names its product ICE2 family protein. Lineage: Eukaryota; Fungi; Ascomycota; Eurotiomycetes; Eurotiales; Aspergillaceae. The record is from RefSeq and is a predicted model, not a curated record. The transcript has 2 exons. Bases 1 to 1326 code for a protein of 441 amino acids. Gene Ontology annotation, biological process: septin ring assembly; endoplasmic reticulum inheritance. Gene Ontology annotation, cellular component: endoplasmic reticulum membrane; cortical endoplasmic reticulum; perinuclear endoplasmic reticulum.